AUGGCGUCGAGAUCCGAGAUUGAGCUUGUUGUAGACAGAACCACCUCCACCAUCAUUAGUCACAACAACCGUUUCAAUAAUCGCGAAUCAGCCUCGUUAGUGGUCGCAAAGUGCUCAUUAAUGUCCCUAAAUUCCAUACUAACAAAAUUUCAUGCAGGUUAUUUCAGAAUAAGUCUCUCCCUAGGUGGCCAAGCUUUAUUGUGGAAAACACUAAUGGAACCAACGGAUGACACAAGCGCUCUUCGACGCGUGUUUCGCACGCUUCCCGCCACAGUUUUCCUAGUACUAUGGUCUCUCGCACUAUUUAUUCUCGUUUCACUGUCUCUUCUUUACCUCUUAAGGUGCUUGCUUUUCUUUAAGAUGGUAAAAGCCGAGUUUUUGCACCAUGUAGGGGUUAACUAUCUCUUCGCUCCUUGGAUUUCUUGGCUUCUAUUGCUUCAAUCGGCACCAUUCGUGGCUCCAAAAACCGCCACGUAUUUGGUUCUCUGGUGGAUAUUUGCGGUGCCGGUGGUAGUGCUGGACGUGAAAAUUUAUGGGCAAUGGCUCACGAAAGGGAAGAGGUUUUUAUCGAGUGUGGCGAACCCCACGAGCCAGAUGUCGGUGAUAGGGAACUUGGUAGGGGCACAAGCUGCGGCUCAAAUGGGUUGGAAAGAGAGUGCUGUUUGUUUGUUUUCAUUGGGAAUGGUGCAUUACUUGGUGUUGUUUGUGACGCUUUAUCAGCGGUUAUCGGGUGGAGAUGGCCUUCCAGUGUUGUUGAGGCCAGUUUUCUUCUUGUUCUUUGCUGCACCCAGCGUAGCUAGCAUGGCUUGGGAAUCCAUUGUUGGAACCUUUGAUACCACUUCCAAAAUGCUCUUCUUUCUAUCUUUGUUCCUCUUUGCGUCACUGGUUUGCAGGCCAGCACUGUUCAAGAGAUCUAUGAGAAGGUUCAACGUUGCUUGGUGGGCUUAUUCCUUUCCAGUCACAGUGCUUGCUAUGGCUUCCACAGACUAUGCACAAGAAGUCAAAGGAACUAUUUCGCACGUCCUUAUGCUCCUCCUGUUAUCUCUUUCCGUUCUUGUUUCCCUUGCUCUAUCGUUGUUCACUUUGUUCAACUCUAGGAUGCUUCUACCGGAUAACGAUCCUAUUGCAAACUUGCUCAUUGGUUAA
Abrus precatorius (Indian licorice) is the source of this 1146-nucleotide messenger RNA. Its product is annotated as S-type anion channel SLAH4-like. Gene Ontology annotation, biological process: intracellular monoatomic ion homeostasis; transmembrane transport. Gene Ontology annotation, molecular function: voltage-gated monoatomic anion channel activity. Bases 1 to 1146 code for a protein of 381 amino acids. NCBI's taxonomy places the organism in Eukaryota, Viridiplantae, Streptophyta, Magnoliopsida, Fabales, Fabaceae. The record is from RefSeq and is a predicted model, not a curated record. Gene Ontology annotation, cellular component: membrane. The transcript is spliced from 2 exons.